Schistosoma guineensis is the source of this 267-nucleotide messenger RNA. NCBI's taxonomy places the organism in Eukaryota, Metazoa, Platyhelminthes, Trematoda, Strigeidida, Schistosomatidae. The record is from the annotation of a GenBank genome assembly.
GCGGGUACCGGUGGAGAUAUCAAUGCAUUGUUAGAUCAACCAAAUCAUAUUUUAUUUGUUAGCAAUUUACCAGAAGAAACUACUGAUGCUAUGCUUACAAUGUUAUUUAGUCAAUUCUCGGGAUUUAAAGAGGCUAGACGCGCUGCUGGUGGAGUUGGCUUUGUCGAAUAUGAUACUGAAUCACAAGCUGCUGCUGCGCGGUCUGCUUAUGAAGGAUUUAAACUGACACCGACUCAUGCUAUGCAAAUUACAUUUGCUAAGAAAUAA